AUGGCAGCCGCGCGGCGGCUGCUGCUGGCCGCCGCUGCCGUGGCGGCGCUGGUGGCGACGCCCGCGACGGCGGCGGCGCCGCGGAAGCCGGUGGACGUGCCGUUCCAGCGGAACUACGUGCCGACGUGGGCCGCGGACCACAUCCACUACGUCGACGGCGGGCGGGAGGUGCAGCUCUACCUCGACAAGUCCACCGGGACGGGGUUCCAGACGCGGGGCUCCUACCUCUUCGGCCACUUCAGCAUGCACAUGAAGCUCGUCGGCGGCGACUCCGCCGGCACCGUCACCGCAUUCUACCUGUCGUCGCAGAACUCGGAGCACGACGAGAUCGACUUCGAGUUCCUGGGCAACCGGACGGGGCAGCCCUACAUCCUGCAGACCAACGUGUUCACCGGCGGCACGGGCGACCGCGAGCAGAGGAUCUACCUCUGGUUCGACCCCACCAAGGAGUACCACUCCUACUCGGUGCUCUGGAACCUCUACAUGAUCGCGUUCUUCGUGGACGACGUUCCGAUCCGGGUGUUCAGGAACAGCAGCGGCGACCUGGGCGUGCGGUACCCGUUCAGCCAGCCGAUGAAGCUCUACUCGAGCCUGUGGAACGCCGACGACUGGGCGACGCGCGGCGGGCGGGAGAAGACGGACUGGUCCAACGCGCCAUUUGUCGCCUCCUACCGGGGCUUCCACGUCGACGGCUGCGAGGCCUCCGCCGAGGCCCGGUUCUGCGCCACCCAGGGCGCGCGGUGGUGGGACCAGCCGGAGUUCCGGGACCUCGACGGCGCGCAGUACCGCAAGCUCCGGGAGGUCCGCCAGCGCUACACCAUCUACAACUACUGCACCGACCGCGACCGCUACGCCGCCAUGCCGCCCGAGUGCGCGCGCGACCGCGACGUCUGAGCACCGGGAGCUGAGCCGGCGGUGGUCCGACGACGUCGCCGGGGUGUGUGUGUGGUAUUGGACUGCUGGUAUUUGUGGUUGCGUGGGCUUCAGACUUUCAGAGAGGCCGUGGCACGCGUGUGUAUGUGUGUGUGAGCACUGAGCACAUACAUGAUGUGCUGUACUGUACUGUUGUAUCAUCCCAGAGCAAAAAUCAAUUGAUAUUGGCAUCUGCAUACCUGAGCCGGUAAAGAAAA
Panicum hallii is the source of this 1130-nucleotide messenger RNA. Its product is annotated as probable xyloglucan endotransglucosylase/hydrolase. Gene Ontology annotation, biological process: xyloglucan metabolic process; cell wall biogenesis. The transcript is spliced from 3 exons. Gene Ontology annotation, molecular function: xyloglucan:xyloglucosyl transferase activity; hydrolase activity, hydrolyzing O-glycosyl compounds. NCBI's taxonomy places the organism in Eukaryota, Viridiplantae, Streptophyta, Magnoliopsida, Poales, Poaceae. The coding region runs from base 1 to 894 and encodes 297 amino acids. Gene Ontology annotation, cellular component: apoplast; cell wall. The record is from RefSeq and is a predicted model, not a curated record.